CAUUCCUUUAUCAUCCGCAAUGGAAAAAACUCCUCAAGAUCCAAAACCCGCCACCGUCUCCGCCGCCGCCGACGGCGUUUCAGCCGGGAAAACGAAGCAAAUGUGGGACUGCGGAAGCUCUCUCUACGACUCUUUCGAGCUGAGGUCAUUCGAGCGCCAGCUCAACUCAGCUAUAGAUUCUAGAAGCUUCUCGAUGCCCCAUUUACCCGACAACCGCAGCCGCCGGACCAUACAGCUUCACCCGCCGCCGCCGCCGAAGGGAGCGCACUCGUCUCCGUCGUCCAAGAUUUCUCGGUCCUUCCAGAAGCUUCUCAAAUCCGUUUUCCGGCACAAACCUCCUGCCGUCGACGGUAACGGUGGCGCUAAGCAGCAGCGCCAGCAGCAAUUCCGAGCCGCGGAGGCUUCUCGGGAUGGGUUGCUUAAGGCCAUUUGUGAGAAGCCCGGUGACGUGCCGGAGCUUUUGACGAUCCCGGAGGUCCCGGAGUACAAUAUGCUCUCGCCGGAGAUCAGAUCGUUGGUGCGGCGGACGCCGUCCGAGCGGUUUAUGGCUUCUUCCACUAUUGGUAUUUCAUGCGCUUAAUAAAUCUGGAGUAACACUAAUAAUAAUAAAAUAAUUAGCGAGAAAGUGGUCUCCGAUCGAGUCUCUGAUACAGGAAGUCUCGAGUUCGAAACUCCUCUUAUCCGAUCCCUAGAGUAACAAAAGAAAAAAGGGGAAGUAUAUACUUUGUGUUAAUUUGGUACAGCACUACAGCAUAUGUAAAUUUUUAUGUCUAAAGCUAUUUUAUAAUAUCCCGUCAGCAAAUACUUGUAUAUACUUAAUUGUGGAGUGUUAUAAGCUAUUAAUAGUAUCAUGUGUUUGGUUUAGUGAUAGAGGUGUCUAUAAAUGCAUUCAAGUGUCCGUUUGAUUUCUAUAUAAGGAACAAUUUUGUUUUGAAAUAUUUUCAUUCAACCACUUACAUCACUCUCCAGUC
This is a messenger RNA of Cuscuta epithymum, 971 nucleotides long. The record is from the annotation of a GenBank genome assembly. NCBI's taxonomy places the organism in Eukaryota, Viridiplantae, Streptophyta, Magnoliopsida, Solanales, Convolvulaceae.